AUGAAGAUGGUGCCUGACGGAGGAGAACCGACGUGCGAGGAGCUCGACGCACUGCGCGAGCGGCUCAGCAGUCCAGAAUUGGACCAGCGCCACCUGUUUAAUGGUUGGCCUGCGUCGGCGGAGGAAUACACGGAGGAGCAGAGACGGUUGAUGCUGGAAUUAUUUCGCUUCAGAGACCAUUACAGUGGUGGCGUUGAACAGUACGUGCGUAAUGCCCAGCGUCUUUUCAAGGGGUUGAAAAACACACGACACGAGUACGCCGCUCUUGAACUCCCGCCUUACGUGUACGAGGCGCCUUCUCUCUUUGACCGCAGCGAGGAGUUGAUGAAUCUCGAGCGUGAAGGAUUGGGUUACGUCAAGAAGAGUGUUUUUGUGCUGGUAGCGGGGGGUCUGGGGGAGCGUCUCGGGUACUCUGGGAUUAAAAUUGGUCUGCCUGUCGAGACGGCUACGAACCGUUGCUACCUUGAGCACUAUCUUCGGUGGAUCAAACACAUCGCAGGACCGAAUGCCCCCUUUGUCAUUAUGACAUCCGAUAAUACCCACGAACGCACGGAAAAGCUUCUUCGAGGCUUGGGGCUUAAUAUGACAAAUGUGCAUCUUUUGAAGCAAGAGACAGUCUUUUGUUUUAACGAUAUCACAGCACACCUUGCCAUUGAAAAUGGGAAGUUACUUCGGAAACCCCACGGCCACGGAGAUGUACACUCAUUGCUGUACCGAUCUGUUGAUCGCUCGUCCGGGAAGCGGCUUGUGGAGUUAUGGCAGUCUCAGGGUUAUUCUUACAUUGUUUUUCUACAAGAUACAAACGCUACUGCCACAUUGACGAUUCCGGUUAGUCUGGCGAUAAGUGCCAAACAUCGCCUGGCAAUGAAUUUCACGUGCAUUCCUCGUCAACCCAAGGAGGCGAUUGGACUGCUGUGUAAGGUUCGCAUGUUUGGUUCAAAUAUUGAGCGGACAAUAAACGUUGAGUACGACAUUUUUGAGUCUCUGGCGGCAUCAUUGACAGAACUCGGGGGUGACCGGGCAGCUCCCGGGUCCAUUUAUUCCUAUUUCCCUGGAAGCAUUAAUACGCUUAUUCUGAACAUGGAUGAUUACAUCCCGCUGCUUACCGAAUUUUGUGGCGUUGUUCCGGAGUUUAUUAACCCCAAAUAUACAGACGACAGCAAGACAACAUUCAAACCAUGUCGUAUUGAGUCACUUAUGCAGGACAUUGCGCUUCUUUUUGGCCCUGAGGAACAUCGCGUUGGGGCUUUGCGAUUUAGUCGUUUUACAUAUCAACCGGUGAAGAAUGGGCUACAAGACGGGAUCAAGAAGUUUGCUCAGGGACUUGCGGCGUACUGCGCAGCCACAGGGGAGGAGGGCUUCUAUGAGGCCAUUCGUCUUCGUUUGCAGGCUGCCGGACUGAAUUUGCCAACACGCCCCAAAGAUGCCUACGAUGUAGAUUUUGGGGCGGGGCUGAAAGUGCGGCUGUUCCCCAUCAUUGUUGCGGACGCCAUGGCGAUGGGGGUUUCCGUUGAAGACAUCACACAACGACUUCUCCCGCACCCUGAACACGUUAAAGUGAGCGCACGGAGUGUUCUGCUUGUUGAGGGUUGCGUACGCAUUGAGAGCCUCGACCUUGAUGGUGCUCUGCGUCUUGUGGGCCCGACAGACGAAAAUGCAGCGCCGCUUGUUAUUAAUGCGAUGACCGUGAAAAAUGCCGGCUGGGUGGUACGCCCGUUAUCCGCGGAUGAGAGUGCAGAUGAGAUUUAUCGAAUACGGGGAUAUGUGAUUGAGGAAAAAGAAAUGCAGGCAGUUCAUCAUGCGAAGCUUUAG
Messenger RNA from Trypanosoma cruzi, 1812 nucleotides. RefSeq lists its product as uncharacterized. Gene Ontology annotation, biological process: UDP-N-acetylglucosamine biosynthetic process. Gene Ontology annotation, molecular function: UDP-N-acetylglucosamine diphosphorylase activity. The record is from RefSeq and is a predicted model, not a curated record. Bases 1 to 1812 code for a protein of 603 amino acids. The transcript has a single exon. NCBI's taxonomy places the organism in Eukaryota, Euglenozoa, Kinetoplastea, Trypanosomatida, Trypanosomatidae.